ACCCCGGUGUCGGCCGCCGCGGUCGCUGCAGUGGCUCCAGCCCGCUGGAACCGAAGUCUCCGUCGCCGGGGUCGCUGGCUGCUCGCGCGUGGCUCGGCCGGGGCCGUAGCCAUGGAGGACUUUAUCGUGAUCUCCGACGACAGCGGCUCCGAGAGUUCGGCCGGGACCCGCUCGGGCAGGGCGCGGAGGCUGCGCCGGGCCCUGUCGCGGACCCCCGGCGCGCUGCCCCGCCGAACCGUGGACUUCAUUGACUUAACUAGAGAAACCAGAACAAGGGCAAAAGAUCGUAAUGGAUUCUGUGUGAUUGAUCUGACAAGAAGUGAGGAAGAAAAUAGGCCUAUUGCCACUCUUGAUUUGACUUUAGAACCUGUGGCUUCCUCUCAGAAGGAGCCAGCCAGUGUUCAGACAUGUACUGGUCUCUCAGGCAAAGAGGCAGUGGAAGCCCCUGGAGACCGAGGCACUCAGCCUGCAGCACAGAGACUCAUUAACAAUGACCCCGUGGACUUGGAUUUGUUGGAAGACAACAUGUUUGAAGGUUCUCGACCCCCUACAUCUGCCAGCCAGGACUCUGUUUACCCACCAGAACCAAACUGCAGCUCGAUGGCCUACAAAGGCGACAUCAGCUUCUUGACCAGCCUGCAGCUCUCUGCAGAGGUUCGCUCCUUCUCCUCCACAAGCAAUAACAGCAGCAGCAAUCAGAGGGCCUCUUUGCCAUGCCCACAGCAGGAUGUGCCUUGCCAACCACAAGGCUUGCUGUGCCAACUGCAGGCCUUAUCAUGCCCACUAAGAGCUUCACCAUGCCCCCCACGAGCUUCCUCAUGCCCACCACAGGCUUUGUUGUGCCCAUCACAAACUGUGCAGUGCCAACUCCAGGCUUUGCCUCAUCCACCUCAAGAAGUGCCAUGUUCCACUCAAGAUGUGCUGUGCUCUCGGCAGAAUAUGCCAAGCACACCUCAAGACUUGUCAUGGCACCCUCAACACCCACUAUACCCACCCCAAGACACUCGAGGCCUACCUCAGGAUGUUCCGGGCCGACCGCAAAACCUGUCAUACCCACAAGAUGUGACACAACUGCAAGACAUGUCAUGGUCACUACAAGACAUGCCGCUGUCACUGCAAGACGUGCUGCAGUCGCUGCAGGGUGUGCCACCAUUGCUGGGAGGUGUGCCCCAGUCGCCAGGAGUGAUGCAGCCACCGGGAGGUGUGACGCAGCCAGCAGGAGGCAUGAUGGGAUCACCUGGAGGAGGUGUGAUACAGUCACCAAGUGUGCCACCACCAUCAGGAGAGAUGCAGUCACCAAGUGUGCCACCAUCCUCAGGAGGUGUGAUAGAGUCACGAGGUGUGCCACCACCAUCAGGAGGUGUGAUAGAGUCAUUAGGUGUGCCACCACCAUCAGGAGGUGUGAUAGAGUCACCAAGUGUGCCACCACCAUCAGGAGGUGUGAUAGAGUCACGAGGUAUGCCACCACCAUCAGGAGGUGUGAUAGAGUCAUUAGGUGUGCCACCACCAUCAGGAGGUGUGAUAGAGUCAUUAGGUGUGCCACCACUAUCAGGAGAUGUGAUAGAGUCAUUAGGUGUGCCACCACCAUCAGGAGGUGUGAGACAGUCACCAGGUGUGCCACCACCAUCAGGAGGUGUGAGACAGUCACCAGGUGUGCCACCGUCACCUAUCAGUGCAUUGCAGUCACCAGGCAGUAUGUCACAGCUACUUGUAGACAUAGCACACUUACCAGGAGAUGUGUCGUGCUCACCACCAGAGUUAGUGGACUUUGCGAGAGACAGGCCAAAGUCUUCCCCAGAUGUCGUACAGAGUCGUGAUGCUCUGAUAGAUAGCUCAGCUCCGUCCUCUCCAGGUUGCUCUUCUAGCCCACUGUCUUCACAGUCUGAUGUUUCUGUAGAAAAAGUUCCUUGGCUCUCUGUCACAGACAGCUCGGCCAAAAAAGAGAGAUCACUGCCACAGCUUGCCAACCCUGGGUCUUCCCAGACACCAGGACAAAUAGCACACGUUGGGGUAUACAGUAGACCUUGCCUGCAUAGACUGAAAUACUUCUUACGACCUCCAGUCCAUCAUCUCUUCUUCCAGACCUUGAUCCCAGACAAAGACACACGGGAGAGCAAGGGUCAGAAAUUAGAGCCCAUCCCUCACCGGAGACUAAGAAUGGUGACAAACACAAUUGAAGAGAACUUCCCUCUGGGGACUGUGCAGUUUCUCAUGGACUUCGUCUCUCCCCAGCAUUACCCACCCAGGGAGAUUGUGGCUCACAUCAUCCAGAAAAUCCUGCUCAGUGGCUCCGAGACUGUGGAUGUCCUCAAGGAGGCCUACAUGCUUCUCAUGAAAAUUCAACAGCUGCACCCAGCCAAUGCCAAGACAGUGGAGUGGGACUGGAAACUGCUCACCUAUGUCAUGGAGGAAGAGGGACAAACUCUGCCGGGACGAGUCCUCUUUCUGCGCUAUGUAGUGCAGACCCUGGAAGAUGACUUCCAACAGAUCUUGAGGAGACAGCGCCAGCACCUACAGCAGUCCAUCGCCAACACUGUUCUGUCCUGUGACAAACAGCCCCACAACGUCAGAGAUGUUAUCAAGUGGCUGGUCAAAGCAGUGACUGAAAAUGAACUAGUGCCGCCCGCCCCCCCAGAUGCAGCCCAGACCUCUGCAGGAACAGGGGUCUUCAGAGCUACCGGUGACCACCUGUCUCCCCAGCCGAACCUGACCAGGAACACCAACCAGCUGGUUGUGUGUCAGCUGCAGAGGAUGCUGUCCAUGGCUGUAGAGGUGGACAGGACACCGACCUGCAGCUCCAACAAAAUAGCAGAGAUGAUGUUUGGGUUUGUGCUCGACAUCCCCGAGAGGAGUCAGAGGGAGAUGUUCUUCACUACCAUGGAAAGCCACCUUCUGCGCUGCAAAGUGUUAGAGAUCAUCUUCCUGCACAGCUGUGAGACACCCACCCGCCUCCCCUUGUCUCUGGCCCAGGCCCUCUAUUUUCUGAACAACUCCACGUCACUGCUCAAGUGUCAGUCAGAUAAAACCCAGUGGCAGACCUGGGAUGAGCUGGUUGAGCAUCUGCAGUUCCUGUUGUCCAGCUAUCAGCAUGUGCUGAGAGAGCACCUCCGGAGUUCAGUGAUUGAUCGCAAAGACUUAAUCAUCAAAAGAAUUAAGCCCAAACCUCAGCAAGGAGAUGACAUCACGGUGGUGGAUGUGGAGAAGCAGAUUGAGGCCUUCCGCAGCCGCCUGGUCCACAUACUGGGAGAACCUCUGGUCCCACAGCUCCAAGACAAAGUGCAUUUGCUGAAGCUGCUGCUUUUCUACGCUGCUGACUUGAACCCCGACACAGAGCCUACCCCACAGCCCUGAGGCAACCAGGCUUCUAAGCACCGAGAAGACCUCCUGCCUGGCCAGCUCCCCGAAGCUCUGAAGUGUGAGCAGCAGUUAGGGAUGUCACAGGACCAAACCUAAACUGUUUAUCUGUAGGUUGUAAUAAGUUUAUAACUCUUCAGUAUAUAUCUUUUUUUUUUUUAUAAUCGUUACCUAGCCUAUUCAAAUAUGGCUUAAAUAUACAAGGUGUAUAUAUUUUUUAUUAAAUUAUUUAUCUAUGCUUUUGAAACAGACAA
Molecule: messenger RNA, 3608 nt
Organism: Meriones unguiculatus (Mongolian gerbil)
Lineage: Eukaryota; Metazoa; Chordata; Mammalia; Rodentia; Muridae
Gene: Simc1
Product: SUMO interacting motifs containing 1
Exons: 10
Coding region: 112-3351 (1079 amino acids)
Source: RefSeq, a predicted model, not a curated record